AUGGCACCGAUCAGUGAUGCUGUGUUCCUGCGCCGCAACAACCAAAUCCAAGAUGCAAUUGACGGGCAGAAUCUGAAGCAGGCCUUGCAGCUCAUUGAGAAACGUAUGAAGAAAGGUGAAGAUACGCGGUUUUUGAAAGCUUGGAAAGCGCAUGUACUCUGGCGCCAUGCGGACGAGGCUCAUCACAAGCGCGGCAUUACGGAAACCCUCGAGCUGUGCAAUGCGGAACCGCCAACAACUGACAUUGACACUCUGGACAUUCUUUUCAGAACGUUGCAAAAAUUGGAUGGCCAUGAAGCGACGAGGAGUAACAUGUGGGAAAGGGCGGCAAAAGUCAAACCUCAGGAUUUAGAGAUUCAAGGCCGUUGGUUCACGUACGCUUUUGAAAGCAACGAUUGGAAAUCGGCACAAAAAGCUGCCAUGAGUCUACAAAAGAACUUCCCACGGGACCGCAAGUACUAUUUCUGGGCCAUUUUCCUCAGCCAUUUGAUAGCAACAGAUGAGCGGAGCUCCGAGGCUGAUCGAAAGCUUUUCGGUACCCUCGCGUAUCGCAUGAUCUCUAAGGCUGCAGCAGAUGUCCCUCAGAAGGUGAGCCGUACCCUGAAACCGACACUCAUGGCUCAGGAAUUAAGCCCGCCACGAGCGAUUCAAACAUCAGAGGAAUUGCGUCUGCUUAUCAAGAUCUAUGAAACUCAAGGAAGAAGUUCUGAAGUCGUCAAGAUUCUGGACAGCGACAAUCUCGGCCUCAAAUCUCGCAUCGUCCAAAACGAUAAUGCUUUCUUGGGCUUCAAAGCGGCCAAUCUCAUUGCAGCCCAGAUGUGGGAAGAAGGAGUGGCAUUUGUGAAGGGUCUUUAUGGAGUUUCUGACAACCAGGAGAGGCUGAAGGCUCUUCGUGAGAUCGACGACUGGAGUAUUUGGAACCUUCUAGUCACAGCCACAAAGAACGCCAAAGAUUCUGGAAUCAUCAGCGACUCGGUGAAAUUUGCGGAAACCUUUUCACGGACAAUGCCCAAGUCUCGCAAUGCAGCUCUCGCUCGUCUCGAUAUUAUUUCCCACGGGAUCCAGACAGGCGAGGCUUCCGCCGAUAGCUUACUUUCAGCCUCCCGCGAAUAUAUUGACAACCACAUUCACAAGUUGUACGCUUUCAACGAUAUCAGGAGGGUAAUUGGUCCAAACAAGGAUCAUCUAUCCACCUUGCUCGACUAUAUCAACAAACACCAUGCUGGUGUAGAAAAGACAAAUGUCCCCGCUAUCAAUGCCCUCAAAUUGGAGUACUGUUUGAACAUCUCCGGGUCAGACAACCCUUCCUCUGAGCUCAUGGAGAGCUUUGCUGUCAGGUGUCUCGAGAUGUAUGAUAAAGCGUUCAAGGAUGGUCAAAUCAAGAAAGACCCCACGAAAGAGGCGUCCUCCACCAUCGAGAGUCAGCCCAUCGAUGAUCUCUGCAUUCUUGCAGCCAUGUGUCUCCUUCAGCCCACCGAGGAACGCGAAACGGGGUCAAAGGUCUCCAAGACCUCCUUGAUCCGAGCGGCCGCUAUUCUAGAUCGCCUUUGUCGUGAUUCUCCGCACAAUUACGAGGCGCUCCUCCUUUUGGUCAGAAUCUAUCUUCUUCUUGGGGCAGGAUCCCUCGCCUUGAGCACCUUCAGCAAAUUGUCCGUCAAGCAGAUUCAGUUCGAUUCUGUGGCUCACAUUCUACUCACUCGCCUUUCCACUAUCCAUCCCCACUCUGCACCCCCAGUUGAGGGAGCCGAGUAUAAGGACUUUGAUCCCUUGUCGGCCUAUGUGCAAGGGCUCAAUUUCUUCCGCACUUCAGAAGUCAACACGAUGCGAUACCGAACAGCUGGCUUGGAUGAGGGCGCCUACGUGAACACUGAAGAAAUCAUCGAGCUGCGGCGACGCCUGUCCAAUAGCUUUAACCGACGGUUGUAUGCUCUGGAAGUACGUCGUACCCAAAGACUUGCGGGAGGCGACUCAAUGGGCCGCUGCGAUGAACUCGCGCGUGAUGACUCCCCCUUUGUUGAUUCACGGAAAUUUGGUGCUUUCAUGUCGUGCGAAUUUGUUGACAAGCCACCUUUCGAAGAGAGAAUCCGUCUAGGGCCGCUCCCGAAGACUAAUUGGCUGGCUUCAGCUCGUAUCACGGAUCGCCUCUUCAGCGUAUUGAAGGGUAUUUCUCUGCAAAGAACUCUAACUGCUGAGACCGAAUUACCUUCUCUUGAGAUGCUUUCAGUAUCCGAUGCUGAUGACGACCAAACGUUAGCUGAAAAGGAAUCAUGUUUGAUCCAUACGGAAAUGUUGAAGGUGGCCUUGUUCAUGGCUGGCUCUAAACCGAUCACUCUGCAUCAGGUCGAAGGUGCUCUUGGCGAGGCCGAAAAAUACCUCAAGGCGAAAAAAACGGAACUGACUGCGGAUGAGAAGGCAUCUUCGCCUUUGCUAUCCUCCACGGCGUUGUAUAUUGGGUCUGAAACCCCAAUUGGGCCGGCCUGGGAUUAUCUUCACAAAUCCUACACCAUACUGGAAACAACGAAAGCGCUUUGGCAACUCGUCACGCUGGCUGGCAAGAGGGGAGGCAAGUCGGCGAAAUUGCCCAAAGAAAGCUUGGAGAGAGUGUCAGCGCUCGUGCCAGAAAUCUACGAUCUUGUCCGAUCAAACGCACGGGCCUUGAAGCAGCGCGUUUCUGCGUCCGGAGUUCUUUCCUCCCUGAUUGAUUUGGUCAUUCAAGGAGAUCAGUCUGCCGAGACUCAAAAGUCUGCUCAUCACAUCCUCGAGGCUACACUGGACUCAUCCCGCAUUGAACUAUUCUGUGGCGCUCUCAUGGAGAGUUGGGAGGAGGCUCUUGAUGGGCUUUUGCUUUUUCGCCUACGCACCAACGCCCGCGCCAAGACCCGCAGUGUGCGGUUGCCCGAAGCAUUACGGGUUUUCCACACGUCUUCCUUCAUUCCCCUUUCACGACAACUCCGCCAAUCCCCCAAGACACCAACCGUCGCAAUGGCGCAAGAACGCACCGGUAUCGUGGUCGGCACCAACAAGGGCCACAAAACCACUCCCCUCAACACCCCCAAGAACAAGAUUAGCCGCACCAAGGGCCAGUCUUCUCGCCGCACUGCGUUCGUCCGCGAGAUUGCUCGUGAGGUUGUUGGCCUUGCCCCCUAUGAGCGUCGUGUGAUUGAGUUGCUCCGUAACGCUCAGGACAAGCGUGCCCGCAAGCUCGCCAAGAAGCGCCUCGGUACCUUCACCCGUGGCAAGAGAAAGGUCGAGGACAUGCAGAAGGUCAUCGCCGAGGCCCGCCGUACCCAGGCUCACUAA
Molecule: messenger RNA, 3300 nt
Organism: Penicillium diatomitis
Lineage: Eukaryota; Fungi; Ascomycota; Eurotiomycetes; Eurotiales; Aspergillaceae
Product: 60S ribosomal eL36 domain-containing protein
Exons: 12
Coding region: 1-3300 (1099 amino acids)
Biological process (GO): N-terminal peptidyl-methionine acetylation; translation
Cellular component (GO): NatB complex; cytoplasm; ribosome
Molecular function (GO): structural constituent of ribosome; protein-N-terminal amino-acid acetyltransferase activity
Source: RefSeq, a predicted model, not a curated record